Molecule: messenger RNA, 1692 nt
Organism: Marasmius oreades (fairy-ring Marasmius)
Lineage: Eukaryota; Fungi; Basidiomycota; Agaricomycetes; Agaricales; Marasmiaceae
Exons: 9
Coding region: 1-1692 (563 amino acids)
Biological process (GO): amino acid transmembrane transport
Cellular component (GO): endoplasmic reticulum
Molecular function (GO): amino acid transmembrane transporter activity
Source: RefSeq, a predicted model, not a curated record
AUGUUCAGCCAAUCUUCUCGAAAAGGUCCUACUCGCGAUACCGACCAUGAAUAUACCCAGCCACUGUUAUCAGAGGCCGCAGAAAAUGUUGAUGACAACGACCACGUCGUAUUCUCACUAGACUCAGAUUCGGAUUCUGACGAACACGUUGGCAACCGAAGGAACAGGGACGACCAUUCUGUACGGUUCCAGGAGGAUGUGCACAUAAUUCCACCUCCGUUGAGGUCCACGGUAUCUUCUCGGGAAGCUCAAUUCGAGCUUGACUCGGAUGAACUCGACGAUGAAGAAGACCAAACCUCAAGCGUUAGACGAGGGCAUAUGGAUAAUACAAUGCCGCUGAUUGUAGGACUAUUCGAUGCGUCUGCACGGCGCAGUCUGGAUGCCUCUGUACCCCUAGGUGAAAAUGGCUAUGAUCCGGCGGUGAACGUGGAUUUAGAGGAGUUGGCUGCAAAGCGUACUGCUGGUGGAGGUUUACUCGACUCUAUUGCAAACAUGGCGAACUCGAUUUUGGGAGCAGGCAUUAUUGGCCUUCCGUACGCUAUCAGCCAGGCUGGUUUCGUUACUGGUCUCCUGUUACUCGUGUUUUGCUGCGGUUUGACCGAUUGGACCAUCAACCUGAUAGUCAUCAACGCAAAAUUAAGUGGAAGUCAGUCGUACAUGGACGUCAUGAGUCGUUGUUUUGGCUCCAGUGGACGUGCAGCUAUCUCUUUUUUUCAAUUCACUUUUGCCUUUGGAGGGAUGAUUGCUUUCUCCAUUAUAAUCGGCGAUACAAUACCCCAUGUCAUUACCUCGAUAUUUCCCACUCUUGCUACGAUGCCCGUACUGUGGAUCUUCACCAAUCGGCAGUUCAUAAUUUUUCUAUGCACAACUUGCGUUUCAUACCCCUUAUCCUUACAUCGCGACAUUCACAAGCUUUCUCGCGCGUCCGGGUUGGCUCUGAUUGGAAUGUUAAUUAUCGUAUUCGCCGUGGUUAUUGAAGGUCCUCACGUACCCCCGGAGCUGAAGGGCGACCCAUCCAAGCGCUUCUCGCUCGUCAACUCCGGCAUCGUGCAGGCCAUCGGUGUUAUAUGUUUCGCUUUCGUAUGCCAUCACAACUCGCUUCUUAUUUAUGGAAGUUUACGAACGCCGACUCUUGACCGAUUCGCUCAAGUAACACAUGUAUCGACUUUGUUGUCGCUGCUAUGCUGUUGUACCCUCGCCAUAUCUGCAUUUGUUGUAUUCACAGACAAAACGCAAGGCAACAUCCUGAACAAUUUUCCUUCAAAUGAUACGCUAAUUAAUGUGGCGCGUUUUUGCUUUGGGCUCAAUAUGUUCACCACACUCCCUUUGGAACUUUUUGUGUGCAGGGAGGUAAUCGAACAAUACUUUUUCUCGCACGAACGAUUUAGUCCCCAACGACACCUGUUUUUCACGACGACCAUCCUUUACGCCUCAAUGCUGAUCGCGCUCGUUACUUGUGAUCUUGGAGUGAUGCUCGAAAUCACUGGUGGUGUAUCGGCCACGGCCAUGGCAUUCAUUUUCCCAGCUGCCUGCUACCUCAAACUUUCAAACCAGUCGGAACCGUGGUACAGCCGUAAAAGACUCCCAGCUUUGGCCUGUGUAAUAUUCGGUGUGACCGCGAUGACCCUCUCCCUAUUUCUUGCCUUGCGAAAAUCUUGGACCCCGCAAGGAGACGCAAAAAUUUGCAUGUGA